Molecule: messenger RNA, 1817 nt
Organism: Paramecium pentaurelia
Lineage: Eukaryota; Ciliophora; Oligohymenophorea; Peniculida; Parameciidae
Source: the annotation of a GenBank genome assembly
CAAUGGGUACAGUAAAUAUUGAACUAAUACAUUUUGAAAAGAAUGUUUCUUUAAGUUAAAGUACUUUUUUCAAGACUUUCUCUGAAAUGCAAUAAAAGUAUAUUAGAUAAAUAAUUAAAUAAGAGCUGCAAUAACUAAUUAAGUGGCAAGGAUUCCAUCCCCAAAGGAACGAUUAUAAGCAUCACUAUCUUACAAUAAAAAACAAAGGGAAACAAUAAUAAAUUAAAGUCGAGAAAGAUUUGAAAUAGCAAUGUCUGAAGCUCUUUCUCUGACUCAAAAAAGUCGAAAUAGAAAUUAUUAAAAGUUAAAAAGAAGAGAUUAAAACCAUAAGAAAGCAGUGGAAUUAAAACCAUAAUAAAAAGGUAUAGAAAUAGUCAAUUUAAAUAGUCUUUCAAAUGCCUUAAUUAGAUACACCAUUAGAGAAUAGUAUUGAUAGUCCUGCAUAAUUGAGUUUCUAUUUUGAAUCUUAACGUGUCAUACGAGACAUAAAGACUUUUAAACCUUCGUUUACAGAAUAGGCUGCAUUUACAUUGUUGAAUGAUUAACUAUAUUUAUAUGGAGGUAUAGGAGGAGAUGGAGUUAGAAAUCAAAUGCUCAAAUAUGAUAUAAGUAUCUAAAUAUUUAUUUUAGAAUUCUAAAUUUGGUAAGUAGUAUAAGGAAAUGGAGAACAACCUAAACAAGGAAGAGCAGGUCUCUCUGUUAUCUAAUACAAGAACAAAUUUGUUUAUUUUGGAGGGUGUGGAUAAUUCAAUCCUAAAUUGAAGAUUAGAGAAUGUUCAAAUUAGGUUUUGGAGUUUACAGUGAGUAAUUUAUCUUGGGAAAAAUUACAUCCUCAAGGGGAUUAUGUAGAACCAAGAAGAUAACAUAGAGCUUGUUUGAUAGGAUCUAAAUGGAUGUUGAUCUAAGGUGGCAUUAAUUCAAAUGAAGAAGUGUUAUCUGACACUUGUAUAUUGAAUAUCGAAAAAUAAUAUUGGAAAAUCUAUAAAGUCAAAUCACCUCCAAUAUGUUGUCAUGCUAUAGUUAAUAUAUCAUCUUAAGGUAAAUUCUAGGAGAUGAUAUAAAAUGAUAUAAUGCCUUAAGAUCUAAUAUAUUCUUUUGGAGGUAAGGAUUCUGAUGGUAAUUCUGUCAACACAAUAAGAAAGUUGACUUACUGUUCAUUCAACAAUAUUCCACUUUCUUGGGAUAUUGUUGAAUGUACAGGUAAAGCUCCUCCUCCAAUGCAUAAUCAUACUAUUGAGUAUCUAAGAAAGGUUUAGGGCAUAGCAGUUAUUGGAGGACUUCGAGACUUUAUUUUAAAUGGAACCUUGGAAUCAGAUCAAUAUUAUAUAUUUUAUCCUCAUCUAAGUCUUUGGCAAGAAGUUAUUGCAGAGGGAUAAAGAAUUCCACGAUGUGCCCAUUCUUCAGUCAUGCUCAGUUCUAAAAUUGCAGUAUUCGGAGGAAUUGGAAAUGAACGUUACUUAGAACCAGAUGUGGGAUUCAUUGAGACCGAUUAAAUGUAAGUAUUUACUCGAGUUACUAAAGAGAAAGUGAUGAAUAACAUGAACUCAAAUUUUGAAGAGCCUUCUAAACUGGAAAAUUCAUUUAGAAAGAAAAAGUCUCUUUUUUAAGAUGAAUCAGAGAUCUCUGAUGGAUAUAAACCAUUUAGGAUUACACUUCGAAAAACUAAUCAAGCUAGGAGAUCAUACUUACCAAAUCCACAUCGCAAAUAAGUAUUUAUUAGGUAUGACAUCUUGAUGGGAUUCGUUAGGCAGAUCAUAAAUGAAAAUCUUCAUAUACUCUAGAAUUUUGAUAAAUAUUUAGAAAGAAAAAUUAUCUGA